This is a messenger RNA of Erpetoichthys calabaricus (reedfish), 9944 nucleotides long. Its product is annotated as protein ABHD15-like. The coding region runs from base 166 to 1587 and encodes 473 amino acids. Gene Ontology annotation, molecular function: monoacylglycerol lipase activity; short-chain carboxylesterase activity. The transcript has 2 exons. NCBI's taxonomy places the organism in Eukaryota, Metazoa, Chordata, Cladistia, Polypteriformes, Polypteridae. The record is from RefSeq and is a predicted model, not a curated record.
GUUCACAAACACGUCCGCUGACACGCACCAGACAGGCCACUCACUCCACGUCUCGGGUCUUAAGGCUGAACCGGGGAACUUUCAUUCGAGGACCGCCUGAAGACGACGAGCGGCACCUGCGCAGGACGGCGCGAUCACAAGUGCUUGGCAUUCUGAGCGCAGACCAUGGAAGCCACCAGAUCAGGACCGUCGGAUUGCACUGGUGCAGAGAUGGCCGGGAGGGUCCUGCUCCUGCUCCUGAUAACGGCUUUGGGGGUUUUCUUCUGCCGGAAGGUGCACCUGAAGGUUCGGCUCCUGUGCCUUUCGAGACUCGCCAAGGGCACCUCAGAAAAGCCCCAGUUGAUCUGUAAACCGUCGGCCCUGGCCAGCUACCUGCUGCUGCACUGUGCCUCCCUAGGAGAGCCGAGCACCCCGAAGUGGCCUUGGGGAGACCCUCACAUGCAGACCCUCGCCAGCCUGGCAUGGCCCCUCGGACAAGCUGAAAGGAUCGAUUUUGCUCGUGAUCAUAUCCAGAUGAAGGAUGGCGGAGUUGUGGCACUGGACUGGGCGGUUGGCAUUACGGGCGUUCGCGAACGGAACUGGAAAGCGGCACCCCCCUUCUCCUCACCCCCGGUGAUGCUCAUCAUUCCCAACUCCUGGGGUCAGGUCACGGGCUACGUCCUGGGGCUGUGCAGGCUGGCCCUCGAACAAGGCUUUUAUCCGGUGCUCUUCCAAAGAAGAGGCCAAAGCGGCUGCCCCCUGGUCACGCUUAAGUUUCAGCAGUUUGGAGACCCCUCGGACCUGAUCGAAGCGGUCUCGUACAUCCGCUACCGCUACCCUGGGGCCGCCCUGGUGGCCGUGAGUGAGGGCUCUGGCUCCGGGCUGCUGCUCUCCUACUUGGGCGAGUGCGGCUCGUCCUCCUACUUGACGUGCGCCGCCUGCGUCUCGCCGGUGUUCCGAGGGCAGCAGUGGUUCGAGUCGCGGCUGCAUUGGCUCUACCGGUGGGUUCUGCUUUUCUGCCACAAACUCCCGGUCAGCAGGUAUGCCACAGCACUCAGUCAAGUUCUGGAUGUUAAUCGUCUGCUAAGUUGCUCUUCCCUUCAGCAGUUUGAAGAAAUCCUGUUCUGUGGUCACAGCUCAGAAAAUUUGCCGAAGCUAAACUGGGAGAGUUACUGGGAGAAAAACGAGCCGCUUCGAGAUGCAGACGAGGUGGCUGUGCCAGUGUUGUGUCUGUGCAGCUGGGACGAUCCCAUCAGAGGCGAUCCUGCACAGUCAGUGCCCUUUGAGUUGUUCGAGAGCAGUCCUUACUUCUUCUUGGUGCUGACACGCAUGGGUGGACACUGUGGAUUUUUGCCAGAUAGCAAUGGGUCAGUGCAAUGCUGGAGCCAAGCGGUGCUUUUGGAAUAUUUCCGCGGAGUGGCUGAAUUCUUGAGAAUGGAGGAGAGACAGCCACUGAGCUCUGGGUCCCCUCGAAGGAGGACAGCCACCUUGUUGCCACGCCGUCGCAGAGGCACAGUGCAGCAAAGAGACCCUCCUCCUCGUCGGGCACUGCCAGUAUCCUUCAGCUCAGAGGAUCUGUUCAGCUGGCAGAGGUCAUACACACGCUGAGUACGUCAGCAAGCUGCACCUUUCAUAUGAACUUGGAUGUGGACGUAGUUCCUUCUUGUUAAACCUCUGGCACUGAGCAAAAACACGAGCUUCGAAUGGCCGGUGAUGUGGCAGCAGAGAUGCAGUGCUGGAGGGUACAGCUUCCUGGAGGUGUAUUUAAAUAUCACGAUGGAAAGGGUUAGUCACUCUGCGCCUUAAGGACUAGCACUGGUCCACAAGCUUCCUGCUGGCAUGCAGGGCUCCUAUGCCACUGAACCCUGAAUGACCUGCUAACCUGUGAGGUCACGUCUAUGCGGACGGAGAGUCAAACAGCAACAAAGUGCACCCCCUGAAGGAGCUGUUCUCAUGGUGAAGGGGCAGUAAUGCAUACUUUGAUAAAAUUACACUCUUUGCAUUUGAAAGAAACUGCCAAAGCCAAAAGUACUAAUUAAUAUAGGUAAAAAAAAGUCAUAGAUUCACUUUGAAUUCUUAAUAUUAAACACUGACUACAGAUUGUUAUCUCACCCCCUGUUGAGCCCCUAGUCCUGCUCAUCAGCAUAGUCAUCACCCAAGGCAGGUGGUCCAUCCACCUCCAAAGUGAAGGCCGAGCAGCCAAUGCUAACCUCAGCUCUAAUCGAGCGUUCUGGCACUGAAAUGAAACAAAGGACAUGAGCUGUCAGUGGAAGACGUUCAGCAUUAAAUGGAGAGCACUUACUGUAAAUAAGAACAGCAGCAUUUCUAUUAUAUAGCCCAGCACCCAUUUAAGGGAACAAAAGUAACUGGACACUUUAACAUUAUCUUAAAGGGCCCAUUUAACACUUAUGUUAGAAAUCCUUUGCAGUCAGUCAGGGCUGGUGUGAUAAAUAAUGCCACCCCCCAGGUCUAUACUAGGCCUGAAUCAACACACGUAAUCCACAAACUGAACGUGGCUGUCACUCAUCCUGCAUGUCCUCUCUGUGAAACCACCUGCCCCUUCUUGAUGACGCACACAUUGCCAACUUAUCACACUGACAUUGGGAUGAGCGCCUUAAUAACAUUCCUUUAAUGAACAAAAUGGCCAUCAAUUUAUAUGCAGUAUGAUUUGUAUAAAAGAGUACAAGUACCAGGCACUGACCUGUCGCAUUUAUAUACACAAGUACCAUUCUGACGCUCAGACACAGACAGCACAGUAAAAUGGUACAAACUGCAGAUCCGAGAUAUUUGAAACUUUAAAAAAACAUUUCUUACAAAUAUCUAAAGGCAGUACAUAAAAAUGUUAUUUGAGAUAUACAUCACUCUUCCAGCAGGUAUACUCUGAAGGUAUUUUUAAGAGGACAGAUUAUUUCAUAUUUUUCUCACAUAACCUGGAAAACAAGAAGGCAUUUAAAUUAAUCGGUGAAAUUACCAGAACAGAUUGAGAAUACGCCAGGUCUCCAAAUGAGACAUGUAUGUCACUUACACUUCACACUUAACUCUCAUUUUGUAUAUUAUCUAAAACUUGUAUGAAACGGCUGACUUACCUGCUCACCUCAUUGCCUCACCCCUCAUGCCAGUACUGCAGCCAGCACCGGGUUUCCUCCCUAGUGAUGUUCUGCCAGGCCUGGACUUUCGCCAUUUACUGUCCCCACUUAUUUUGGGGGCUUGUUGCUGUCUUCAGCUAGUGAAAUGCCUGUCCAGUUAGAUUUAGGUCCGGAACUGACUCCGCCAUUCAAAGACAUUCCAUUUUGUGGCCCUGAAAUCUUUUAAAUACAUUCUGACUUAUCAAAGGGAACUCCUGUGCACUUAAGUCACCAGGGGCCUCAUAUAUAAACGGUGUGUACACACAAAAAUGUUGCGUAAGCCCGUUUCCACACUCAAAUUGCAAUGUAUAAAUCCUAAACUUGGUGUAAAGCCACGCGCAUUUCCACGGUAGCUCAUACCCUGGCGUACGCAAGUUCUCCGCUCGGUUUUACAGACUGGCAGCACCCAGCGUCAAAGCAGUGCUACUGUUCCUGUGUGGUUACCCUUUCUUUUUUAAAUCCACAUCCCUGACGCAGCUUUAUAAAUACACUACUAUUAACCGCAUAUUAUUAGUUUAAUGCAUCUGAUUGUAAUUAACCUGUAACAAUAUAAUGGUCCUCUCCCCGUGUCUGCGUGGGUUUCUUCCGGGCGCUCCGGUUUCCUCCCACAGUCCAAAGACAUGCAGGUUAGGUGGGUUGGCGAUCUUAAAUUGGCCCUUGUGUGUGCUUGGUGUGUGGGUGUGUAUGUGUGUGUCCUGCGGUGGGUUGGCACCCUGCCCGGGAUUGGUUCCUGCCUUGUGCCGUGUUGGCUGGGAUUGGCUCCAGCAGACCCCCGUGACCCUGUGUUCGGAUUCAGCGGGUUGGAAAAUGGAUGGAAUAUAAUGGUCCACAGAAUGGCCAAACUUUUCUAAAUACCAUAAUGUAGCUGCUUUAGCGUUGUUACUCUCACUGCACCUUCUUCUUCUUUCAGCUGCUCCCAUUAGGCGUUUCCACAGCGGAUCAUCUUUUCCUGUAUUACACUCACUGCACUACUUGGGGUAUUUAUAUCACUGUAUUUGAGUGUGAAUCACAGCAGCUGAUCGGAAAGAGAAUUAUCGGUAUACAGCAUCAAGCACACACUGCCUCAGCCAUGCUGUCUAUUUGAACUGCUCUCACACGGCAAAUGCUUCAGAGCCUUUCCUCGCAGUUCAUAAAGUUUCAUCCCAAGAACUAUAAACACACUCAAUUAGUCCAUCAAGUGCUCUUUGUAGAACUGUUUGUACUUAUAAGUACAAUCACCUCACUGUAAACUUGAGAUAGUUAUAAUAUUGCACAACCUGAGCCACUUUAUAAAGCAUGUAUUUACAUAUGACGACAAUAUCAUUUCUAAGACGAAAUGCAGCAAAAUGUUUAUUAUAUUAUACAGAUAAAAAGGUUAACUUCAUUUAAAUAAUUUAUAUUGUUAAUAAUUAAACAUGUGAGGACACGGUGCCACAGCGUUAGCAAGGAGCUGGCGCUCCAUUCAAGGAUUGUUCCUGCCUCGCUGUGUAUUCUUGCUGGGGCUGGAAGGAUAGAUGGAUAGAAUAAUGAAACACAUACUACGAAGAUAUUUCAAUGUUCCUUAAAAGUUCUGAAGAAUCGGCGUUCUAAGCUUACAGAUGACUUAACGUCCAUUACAGAGCUGAUUGUGUGGCAAUUGGGUAUUUGGAGAAAGAAAAGUAAGGACAGGAAUUGGAGGUUAGUUGGUUUGAAAGAGACAGUACUGCUACAAUAAAGUAUUUCAUCGAAGGUCGCGCAUCACGUAGCAAGCAUCUUGCGUGAGGCAGGAACAAUCUGUGGACGGGGCGCCAGCUUGUCAUUAUCACUGCGCCACCGUGUUCCCAUGUUUAAUAACAUGCUUUAACUCCUAUCAUCAUGAAAAUUACAUCACGUAUACAUCUCAGUAUUUUAAUUAUUCAGAGUGCUGUAAUAUCAUGAAUGUAAUGGAUUCGGUGUCCUGUCGGAUGAAGAGAAAGCCCGGAAGCACGUAGUGAUUCACAAACACAGAGCACAUAGAAGAUCAAAUACAAAACCAAGCAUUUAACGUGCUACUUUAGUUACAAUGGGAUUUGAGAAACUAGUACAUUAAGCGAUUUUAAGAUGAAGUUUGAUGAUCUACUUAAAUGACAAAAUAAACUACAUGAUUAAAGUGGAAAUUUCGAGAUUAAAGUUGACAUUUCGUGCUUUUUUCCCCCACUGUGUGCCUAUUUUUUUUCUCUGUACCCUAAUAAGCUUUCAUAUGACACUCAGAUGGUGGGCUACGACUCGCCUUUUCAUGGCGACUUUGAUAUGCGAUUUCUUUUUUAUUUCAGGCACUGUGCGACUUUGUGAACUUGAGCUUUCUAGUUACUCCGACACUCUGUCACUCGAUCAACUUCCUUUUGUUGUUUAUACCACUGUUUAAACCAACAAAUAGUACGUUCUUCUUUGCCUCCACUUGGUAUCCACUGAAAUUCUUUUACUUCCCCCUGUGCUUUUGCCAUUGUCUUUUCACAGAACGCUAAGCUUAAGGGCUAUUUAUGUUGAUUUGCAUAUUCAAUGAGGCAUAAUUCUGGGAGGAAUUUGGGGAGUGCCAGCAGGCGCGUGCACAUGUGUUACCUUUCACGUUGACCGGGAUUUAUGGAGCGGAAGAAUGUGGAAGUUGGCGAAUGCACAGGUUUAUGCAUCUGGAUUUUUUUGUGCGUACGCACAUUUCCACUUUUGUCCUUAUGCCAUGUUAGUGUGAAUUCUACGCAUGAAUGUCUGUACAUCCGGUACUGUUAUUGGUAUCUCUGAUCACAAGCUGAUUGAAUUUAGCUUCACUUAUCCCCUCCCUAAAAUCUAAAUCUAAAAUAACCUAUUGUAAUAUCAAGAACAUCGAUCAGUUAUCCUUCUCUAUGUCUGUUGGUGCUUCCUGGCUCCAUGAUAUUUCUGGGUUGUCUUGCCCUAUGCAGAUUUUAUCUCUAUAUAAUUCCACAUUAUCACAAAUUUUGGAUCAAUAUGCACCUAUUAAAUCCUUGGCUGUUCCUACUAUCUGGUCAUCUCCAUGGUUUCUCCGCUUGGAAAGACUCUGGAAGAAGACUGGUCUGGCUGUUCACACCCCGGCUUACACCAAACACCUGAGAGAAUAGUUGUGCCUUAUCGGCGGCACAUUCAAAGUACUAUUCCACUCUUAUUGACUUUGGUACUUGUCGCCCUUUUUAAUACAGUUAACAGACUUUGUCAACCUGCUGUUAAAAAUCCUUAUUUCUCUGUUGAGCACUGUAAUCUAUUUUUGGACUAUUUUCAGUCAAAAAUUAUGACCAUAUAUCAAAGUUUCUCUACUAACCAUUCCUCAUCUCUGGCGACUGAUUAUACUUCUAAAUCUACAGUUUAUUUAAAUUUAACCCCAUUACACCAACUUAUAUUGCUGAAGAAAUAUCUAAAUUAAAUCAAUCUACCAGCCACCUAGAUCCUGCCCCUACUUUACUGAUUAAGGUUUGCACUGACAAACUUUCUGCCCCCAUUUCUCACUUUAUCAACUGUAGUUUCCGCACCUGUGUUGUUCCAAGUGAUUUAAAAACUGCUGCUGUAACCCGUUUUAAAAAAACCUGUCUCCGAUACCUUACAGCUCAAAUUUUAUCACCCAAUUUCUACUCUUCCAGAUCUUAGAAAAGGUUGUUGCUGCUCAACUCCAUGAUUAUUUAAAUUUGCAUAACCUGCUUGAGCCUUUUCAAUCAGGAUUCAGAGCCCUACAUAGCACUGAAACUGCUUUACUUAAGGUAGCCAAUGACUUACUUAUAACCGCAGAUUCUGGGAUGGCCGCUAUUCUAGUUCUUCUUGAUUUGAGUGCAGCAUUUGAUGCAGUUAACCAUAACAUUUUACCAUCCCGACUUUCAGCUAUUGCAUCUCUGGUGCUGCUCUUUCUUGGUUCACAUCAUACCUCCGUGAUCGCCAGUAUUACGUCUUCAUUAGGGAAUAUAAAUCUGCCACUACUUCAUUCACACAAGGUAUCCCUCAAGGGUCAGUUCUCAGUCCAAUUCUCUUUAACAUCUAUAUGCUCCCAUUAGGUGAGAUUAUUCAUCGGUAUGGUUUGAGCUUCCACUGCUAUGCCGAUGACACACAACUUUAUGUAAGUGUUGAUGCAACUGCAACAUCUUUACCUGUUGUGCUGACUGACUGCAUUUGGGAAAUCAAUCCUUGGAUGACAUAAUUUUUUACAACUCAAUCCUGAUAAAACAGAAAUCUUGUUAGUUUGUACCAAAUCUGUCCUCUCUACCCUUCGUGGGCUAAAAAUUGACAUGGAUGGGAUCCUGGUUCAACCCUCAGCAUCAGUCUGUAACUUGGGUGUCAUCUUCGAUCAGCUUCUUACUUUUCAGUCACACAUUAGCUCAGUAGUACAGACAGCCUUUUUUUCAUCUUCGCAACAUUACUCAUCUGCAUUCUUUCCUCAGUGUGAAAGAUACUGAAACACUCAUUCACGCUUUCAUCACUACCCGUCUGGACUAUUGCAAUGCUUUGUUUUAUGGCCUCCCGACUAAAUCUAUCAAUAGAUUACAAUAUGUUCAGAAUUCUGCUGCUUGUUUACUUACACACACUAAAAAUCUGCUCACAUCACUCCUGUUCUCUAUGAUUUACAUUAGUUACCAGUUUCUUCAAGAAUCAAAUACAAAAUUAUCCUUCUCACCUUUAAAGCCCUUCAUGGUUUAGCUCCUCAUUAUCUGUCUGAGCUGCUGCUUCCUUACACUCCUGCCUGUGCAUUACGAUCAUUGGACGCUAAGUUACUCACUGUACCUAAAUACAGGUUAGUAACUAUGGAUGGCAGAGCUUUCAGAGAUGUGGCACUCAUGUAAAUGAGCUGUCCAAAUGCACAGGAAGUCUCUGACAUAAGCAAGACAAGCACAUAUGAAACAUCUUUUAAUGGAACAUUUGAUAUCUGAAUCAGAUAUUCAGUUAUUUUGAAAUAACGUCCUUUUAAAAAUAUGUUAAAAUAUAUUUCAUAUACUGUAUCUAUGUAUUGUCAUGUAUCCUAAACAUGAGUCAAUGUCUGUUAAGCACUUCAGGAUAUCUUAAAAUACCUUCCUUUGCAAUUGCGGAUCUCUUAAAAUAAUUUUAAGGUAUUUUAAAAUGACAGGAAUACAUAUUGAAAAUGAGAAUUUUUUAAAUUUCAUGAAUUACACUUUAGAUAUCUGGAAAUGCAUAUGAACUCUUUUAAGCAUAUCUCAAAAUGUACUCCAAACACCCGAGAGUGACAUUUGAACUGCACUGAGACGCCUCUAAAUGCUCAUUUGUUUCGCUAUGCACUGCCUCCGUUCUCUGCCCAUCGCACUCCCCCCAUUUAGAAUCAGUGACACACAAUAGCCGCUGAUUCCAAGUAGGGUCGGUGGAAGCUGGAGCCUAACCCAGCAAGCAGCAAGCACAAUCCCUAGGCGAUGCAGCAUUACAGGGUGAGCAAGGAAUUAAAAGGAGAUGGUUUCUACAGAAUGCCACAACACUAUCUUCCCAUUUAAAAGAAUUUUCUCUUUGUAGACAGCUGUACAAAGCUCCACUGGACCCCUGAAAUGUUUUUCCACUUCAUUCUCUAUACCUGAUUCCACACAGUUUACAGUACUGACCUACCUGAUCUCAUGGUUUGGGUAUAAGCCAGUCACGUGACAUCUUCAAACCCAAUAAAUCCAGGUCUGGGCUCCAGAGAGGUUGGAGCCAAUCCUAGCAGCAAGCAGGGCAUGAAACAGCUGUGGAUAUGGAGCUACUCCAUCAGUGUCCUUGUGAUGCUUUCAUGUAUGCAGACAUCACCAUUUGUUUUUCUAGUUUUCAAGGAUGUCCAUUCUUGUUCUUAUAUAUAAAACAACUAUCCUGUCAGAUUAAACAAAAUCUAAGAUGUGCAAUAGAUGUAAAAGUACAGUACAAACUGAAAACAAGACAGAUCACAUUUUUUUACUAAAAUUACUUUAUUACAGCUGAUUUUUUUUUUGUCCAAUAUCCCUUCGUAAAUGAUACAAAGGAUAAUUACAAACAAAAUAUUACAUAUGACCCUAAAGGUUUUUUUUUUUUCAUCCUGACACUCAGUUACAUCUUCACAAUCUAUACAAUUAAUACAUGUUAUAUAUGGAUUGCAAUGUGUUUUAAACCAGGAGAAUCUCAGAAUACUGACAUAUGUACUAUAUAGAGACAAUUCUUGGAUCAGCUGGAGAUUUCACUGGGUGGGGUGGUGGUUGUUGAUGCAGAUAGCAAAAAAGGGGUCUCUUGGCCAUUCAGAAAUUCAAGUGCUAAGCAUCAUAAGGAGAAAGCCGAUAUUCGACAUUGGCUCUUUGAAUCACCACAUUCUCACAGUCAAACAACAGUGGUUAAAAAACGUGGCAUUGUUCUAUUAAAAAAAAAAAUCUGUACUUUAACCUAUCAUGGCACUAAGUAUUUACGAUAAGAGCAGCAGGUGUGCCAGGCAGUGAAAGCUCAAGGAUGGAAGCAUGCCAAUAAAUAUACAUCUGCUGCUGCACCCAAAGCCAUACAGGUCCAGGAGUACGUGGAGAGAAGUGGCAUGUGCAAAAUGAUAAUAAAAAGAAAAUACUUAGGACCUGGCCACCAAACUUGUCACUAUUUACAAAUAAAGUAUCAAAUGGCAUAAAACAAAAAGCAACCACUAAGACCUUUACUUGCUUUAUAUCAUUUAACAGGCAAAAUGCCAAAAUGUAUAACUAGCACAUUUAUCUUGAUGUAUUUCAUAUGUAGGUGUUCAUUCCCCAAGAGACUGGAUGUAUUGUCCAUUAUAGUGAAAACUGCCAGGUUCAGAACUGACAACUGUUCUAGCCAAUAAGGUUAGUAAGAUAAGCUAAGAUUAAAAAUAAAUAACCGGUCCUCUGAGGGUAGCAAGCAGGUAUUAAUCACCACCCUGAAAAAAUGCACAUAUUUUACUCAUCUUUAAGG